GUUCCACCUUACCUGAAGUUGAGGAGAAACUUAAGCCUGAUCUUAUCAGCAUCUCAACAUGGGUUAACGAUAAUAAAAUGAAACUGCAUCAAUCGAAAACAAAGUAUAGCAUUAUUUCUAGUUGUCAGAAAUUAGCUAACUCCUCGAGUCAAAGCCUUGAUCUAACUUUUGAUGGGGAACCAAUAACCCAGGUGAAAUCUGAGCGUGUUUUGGGAGUGUAUAUUCAUAACCAUCUCACUUGGUCUACCCAUAUUGAAAAAUUACAUUAG
Messenger RNA from Paramuricea clavata, 269 nucleotides. NCBI's taxonomy places the organism in Eukaryota, Metazoa, Cnidaria, Anthozoa, Malacalcyonacea, Plexauridae. The record is from the annotation of a GenBank genome assembly.